AAUUGUCAAUGACGUCACGUCAGCGACAGUCGCGUUCCCAUUAUUUUUAUUUCGCAAUUUCCAGAAUAUCAUCUCUGAUUUAAUUUUAAGUUCUUAAAAUUCGCAAUCGACGAACAAAACGUAGACCCCAGUGAUGGAUAAUCAAUAUUAUUACAAGUUGAUGGCAAGUUAUCUUUCAAAGCGUAACUGCGACGAGUCUUUUAUGCGAUACUUCUUUGGCAAAAAUUCGAGUAAGAAGACGCCUGAAGAGUUAGAACGGGCAGACGAACGUAAACGUCGUCUACAACGGGAAAGGUCACGGCGUUAUCGCGCGUUGAAGAGUGCUCGGCGGCAGCACGAAGGCAGAGGCGACGGCUCCGACGACGCGCGAGCCAAGCCGCGGCCGACACCUGACGACGAGCUAAGCGAUCUCGACGAGCCGCCCACCCUGUGCGAUCUCACUUACGACGACAAGUGGCGGGAACGCGGCGCCUCCCCCGACUGCGCCUCGGAUGACAACUCGGCGCACUCCGGCGAGCGCGGCGAGCUCCGAGAGGCGGUGCUCUCCGGUAACGUGGCCCUCAACCUCAAAGAGUUUCUGAGCUCUCCCAACGCAGAGCUGGACUACCCAACGGUGCACAGUCUUAUGUUCCAUUGGUUGCAGACGUAACAUUCUCAUAUUUCAUUUACACACUUGCACCUCUUCAUUGGCUCAUAACAUAUUCAAACAAUGCAAUACAUAUUUCAGUAUUUUAUUUCAUUCAAAAACACAAAAUAAAAACAACUAAGUAUAAAAGACUUGAAAGCGAGUUGCUGUGAACAGAUAUUAAACACAUAUCAGAGUUGGGUUGUUGCCUCUGUACCAUACACAUUGCCACAUAGUAAGCUAAGAGAACCGUCCUGCUGCUUAAGGAGCAAACAUAGGUACUUUAAUCAAUAUAGGAGUUAGGGAUAGAGAAUGGAGUGGGUUGAUUGCAGGAGUUGGUAUUAUACUCCAUUGAACAGUAGUGUUACAUGUGUUGCAGUUGUAGGCAAUAGUUUGGGAUGCCCGGUUGUUGUGACAAUGCAGACUGAGACUGCGUACAUGACAUGAGGCUGUCAGAAUAUACCAGUAUAUAUACAGAGGUCAGAGAAUAUUCUCAUCUUGUCCAAUGACCUUAACAUACAUGCACACAUCACAUCUGCCUUUGUUGAUCACAUUUAUACAAUGCCUACAUAAAUUGCUUUGACUGUAACAUAUCGACGCUGGAAAGCGUAAACGCUGUAACCCCGAAAGUAUGAACUUUACAGGAGA
This is a messenger RNA of Papilio machaon (common yellow swallowtail), 1273 nucleotides long. RefSeq lists its product as uncharacterized. The record is from RefSeq and is a predicted model, not a curated record. Lineage: Eukaryota; Metazoa; Arthropoda; Insecta; Lepidoptera; Papilionidae. The transcript has a single exon. Bases 134 to 649 code for a protein of 171 amino acids.